AUGGAGGUGGAGGCAGUAAUUGCAGCUUUCUUGGGGCUAGAGAACAAGACGCAUAUACAUGUCAUAAUUCUAACAGACUCUGAAAGCAUGCUGAGAAAGGUGAAGAUAGGGAUGCUUCGAGAAGCGUGGCAAGCUUCACUGGGAAGGUCAUGGGUAGUGAGCAUACUUUGGAUCGUUUCUCCAGGCCAUGCUGGUGUGGUGGGGAAUGAACAGGCAUGCAGAUUGGCUGGAUCUGCACCAUUAGGUGGUGAAGUGAUACAUGACAAGGCAGAAGGGGUCAAGCCCUUUGGGAACAAGCAACAGAAUCAGUAG
This is a messenger RNA of Candidula unifasciata, 312 nucleotides long. Lineage: Eukaryota; Metazoa; Mollusca; Gastropoda; Stylommatophora; Geomitridae. The record is from the annotation of a GenBank genome assembly.